CACAUUGCGACUGGCGACUAGUAGCUAGCUGCUAUGGAACUGCAAGAACUUGUUCCAGUUAGGGUCCGGACUUUUCAUGAGAACUGGCCAGAACUAGAGGUGAGAGUAUACAGGAAUCAAGAAGGAAUAUCUACAAAGGAAGUCUAUGAGAAAGCUACUUUCAUGUUAAACUUGAAGCAAUCCAGCGUUGAACAUUUUUCCUUAUUUUUGUUUGGAAAAAAGUUGAACAAAAGACUGAGAAAUUGUGAUUAUCUCCCUUUAUCACAUGAUGGUUUAUUCUUAAGAAAAUGGUGUUUUAAUAAUAGAACUGAAAAGAUGUUGUUAAAGGAUGAGGUAGCCUGUCACUUGAUUUUCAGAGAGACAGAAUGGAAUAUUGAAAAUGGUUUCUUGAAACCAAGCAAAGAUCAGAUAGAUUUACUUGAAGAAUAUUCUGAUGAGAGAUUCAGAUGUGAAGAGAAAUAUGUGUUAUUGUGUCAUUCCAUAGCAGAUUAUUUUGAUGUUCAGCUAGAAGACUGUGUUGUUUUAGAGAAGGAGGGUGAAUGUAAGUGUCAUGUUAAAGUUAAUGUCUCUCAUCUGAAGAUUAAUACAUCAGAUGUUGAUGUGACAGUUUUACCAUGGUUCUGUGUUAAACAGUGGACAUAUGAAGCCCUCCCAAAAAAGAUAAUAUUUGUUUACGUCAAUGGUAAAUUAAUGGAUGAAACUAUAACUGUUAUCACAGACCAGGUGGAAUAUCUUGCAGAUGUCAUUAAUCAAUGUUUCAAAACAAUUCAGAAAGAAGACAAGGAUACACCUAGAUUCUAUUCUGAAAUGGUUUCUAGAACAGAAGAAGGCAAUACAUCAUAUCAGAAUCCAUUAUUUAAUCUGGAAAAGACUCAGCAACAUUAUGAAAGCCAGAAUAAGAAAACUGUAUAGCUAUUUCUUGUUUAAAUUUCUGAGUAACUAAUUUUAUCAUCAUUUUUUUCUCACCUCAACAAAGAUUCCAGCCUUUUUUAGCCCACUGGGCCCGAAGGGCCCCAUGUGAGCUUAUGCCAUCACUUGGCGUCCGUCGUCGUCUGUCGUCGGUGUAAACUAUUUCAAGAAUCUUCUCCUCUGAAACUACCGUGCCAAAUACCUUCAAACUUUAACUGAAUGUUCCUUAGGGUAUCUAGUUUAUAAAUUGUAUCCAAAGUUUUGAUCCACAAAAAUGGCCGCCUUGGCUAAAAAUAGAACAUAGGGUUCAAAUGCAGUUUUUGGCUUAUAUCUCAAAAACUAAAACAUUUAGAGCAAAUCUGACAUGGAGGUAAAAAUGUUCAAUAGGUCAAGAUCUAUCAGCCCUGAAAUUUUCAGACUAACCGAACAACCCAUUGUUGGGUUGCUGCCACUUAAUUGGUAAUUUUAAGGAAAUUUUGCAGUUUUUGGUUAUUAUUGAAGAUAAAGAUGAAAUAUAAACAGCAAAAAUGUUCAGCAAAGUAAGAUCUACAAAAAAGUUAAAUGACCAAAAUUGUCAAUUGACCCCUUAAGGAGUUAUUGCCCUUUAAAGACAAUUUUAAACAAUUUGUUCAUCAUGUUUGCUAAUAUUUAAAAAUCUUCUUCUCUGAAACUACUGUUCCCAAUACUUCCAAACUUUAACUGAAUGUUCCUUAGGGUAUCUAGUUUAUAAAUUGUAUCCGAUGUUUUGAUCUAUUAACAAACAUGGCCACCAUGGCUAAAAAUAGAACAUAGGGGACAAAAGCAGUUUUUGGCAUAUAUCAAAAACUACAGCAGUUACAGCAAAAGUGAAAGGGAGUUAAAGUGAUAAAGUGAUAAAUGGGUCAUGAUCUAUCUGUUAUGAAAUUUUCAGACAAGUUCGACAACCCAUUGUUGGGUUACUGUUGGAAAUAGUUUAUUUUUAUUAA
Molecule: messenger RNA, 1874 nt
Organism: Mytilus californianus (California mussel)
Lineage: Eukaryota; Metazoa; Mollusca; Bivalvia; Mytilida; Mytilidae
Exons: 9
Coding region: 34-912 (292 amino acids)
Source: RefSeq, a predicted model, not a curated record